AUGACACCUCGGAUCGAUAUCACAGGCAACCAGGCCGAAGCCGGAGCGACCCAGGUUAACAACGUGACACUAAGCACCAGCCACACGAACGACGACAUCGAUCGUCCCUGCGUCCGUGCCCUCCGAUGCCCCGACUCGCUGGCGGUCAAACACCGACUGAAAGAGAACAAAGACAAACUAGUGCCCAAGUCCUUCGACUGGAUUUUAAAGGACCCCCAAUAUCUCCGCUGGCAAGAUGAGUCCGACAUGGGACUCUUAUGGAUUAAAGGCGGUGCGGGGAAAGGGAAGACGAUGAUGUCGAUUGGUCUCAUCGAAGUGCUGGAAGAGCAAUCGCGACGGAUGGCAGACUCAUCCGCGGUGAUAUACUUCUUCUGUCAAGAUGCGGACUACGAACUCAACACCAUUGACGCGGUCAUUAAGGGUCUGAUCCUCCAACUGGUGAGGAAGCAGCCGAAACUCAAGCAAUCACUGCGGGACCGAUGGGACGUGGCUAGUCAGCGAUACACCGAAAAUGUCUCAUCAUGGCGGGGUUUGUGGGUCAUCUUCCUGGAGAUGCUUUAUCGGUGCACUUAUACACGCCUCUAUGUGAUGGUGGACGCGCUGGACGAAUGCCAGGACCGCGAGAUGGCGGAGCUACUUCGACUAGUUGUGCGGACAGCACUGGACCGGCUAUCCCGUCUGAAAUGGCUGAUAACGAGUCGACCGUUGGACAGCGCGGAGCGAGUGCUGUUAGCUGGGCCAGACCAGGUCGGGGUCAGUCUCGAACUAAACUCGGAUCACCUCUCGCAGGCCGUGCGGACGUACAUUUCGCACAAGGUGGCGGAACUAGAUCUUUGGUGUGAGUAUGGCCCUGAUCUUCGGCACCGGGUCGAGGACGAGCUACAUAUAAAAGCCGAGGAUACUUUCUUAUGGGUCAGUUUAAUGUGUAAAUAG
Molecule: messenger RNA, 933 nt
Organism: Capronia epimyces CBS 606.96
Lineage: Eukaryota; Fungi; Ascomycota; Eurotiomycetes; Chaetothyriales; Herpotrichiellaceae
Exons: 2
Coding region: 1-933 (310 amino acids)
Source: RefSeq, a predicted model, not a curated record